UCGCUCCGCUCGCAUUGCAACUUUUGCAGGGACUCUACAGACAUGUCGUACACUAGCUGAAGUCAACCUGCAAUUUGGCUCAACAUUUGAGCCAAAAAACUAUUCACAAUCGGCAGGGUUUUGUUGCAGAAAUAAUACACUAUAUUUUUCCCGUGGACUGAGCACGAAUUUGUAACCUUGGAUGGGAUUUUAGAUUUUUCUUCUCACUAAUGAACUGAGCUAGUAAUGCAGGAGACAGCGACUCUGUCAGGGGCUCAAGAUGGCAGAUUUUUACUGAGUUCUGAACAGAUAUCUCGCUUUAUUUUUUGCCAUGAAUAACAGAAGUCCUUGCACCGAUGGCCCCUGUAUACGAAGGUAUGGCCUCGCAAGUGCAAGUCUUGUCCCCUCACACUCUCCAGUCAAGUGCCUUCUUUAGCGUGAAGAAGCUGAAGGUGGAGCAGAGUUCAUACUGGGAUAUGACAGGGUACGGCACGCACAGCAAAGUCGUCUACAGUCAGAACAGCAAGCAGCAAGUGUCCCACGCCACCCCUCUUGGCAUCAACUCCUCUCUGCCCUACGAGCAGCCAGCGCUCAUCUUCCCGUCUAGCGCGGGGCACAUCGUGGUCGCCUCGGCCAGCAGUACCUCGGGCACCGCAGGGCCUCUGUUGGGCUUGGCCGGUAGCAGUAGCGGCAGUGGAGGCGGAAGCGGAGGAGGAAGUGGUGGAGCCAUCCACAACCUGACCCGUCGCAGCACCGUCAGUCUGCUGGACACCUACCAGCGAUGCGGGCUUAAGCGCAAGAGUGAGGAGCUCGACAACAGCAACAGCAGCGUGACGAUCAUCGAGGAGCACGGCAGUGGCACAACGAUGAUCCAGAACGCAGCCAGCGGGGCCGCUGUGGCUACGGCCACGGCAACGGCCACAUCGACAGCCACCUCCAAGAACAGUGGUUCCAACAAUGAAGGGGACUACCAGUUGGUGCAGCACGAGGUGGUCUGCUCCAUGACCAACACCUAUGAGGUGCUAGAGUUCUUAGGCAGAGGCACCUUCGGCCAGGUGGUCAAGUGCUGGAAGAGGGGCACCAACGAGAUUGUUGCCAUCAAGAUCCUGAAGAACCACCCGUCAUACGCGCGCCAGGGCCAGAUCGAGGUGAGCAUCCUGGCCCGGUUGAGCACGGAGAGUGCAGAUGACUACAACUUUGUGCGUGCCUAUGAGUGCUUCCAGCACAAAAACCACACGUGCCUGGUGUUCGAGAUGCUGGAGCAGAACCUGUACGACUUCCUCAAGCAGAACAAAUUCAGUCCACUGCCGUUGAAGUACAUCAGACCGGUCUUGCAGCAGGUGGCCACGGCCCUGAUGAAGCUCAAGAGCCUGGGCCUGAUUCACGCUGACCUGAAGCCGGAGAACAUCAUGUUGGUGGAUCCCUCCAGGCAGCCGUACCGCGUCAAGGUCAUCGACUUUGGCUCGGCCAGCCACGUGUCCAAAGCCGUGUGCUCCACCUACCUGCAGUCCAGAUACUACAGAGCUCCAGAGAUCAUCCUGGGCCUGCCGUUCUGUGAGGCCAUCGACAUGUGGUCUCUAGGCUGUGUCAUCGCUGAGCUCUUCCUGGGCUGGCCCCUCUACCCAGGGGCCUCCGAGUACGACCAGAUCCGGUACAUCUCUCAGACACAGGGGCUGCCUGCGGAAUUCCUCCUGAGUGCAGGGACUAAGACUACCAGGUUCUUCAACCGAGUCACAGACUCUACCAACUACCCCCUGUGGAGACUGAAGACACCCGAGGACCAUGAAGGAGAGACAGCGAUCAAGUCGAAAGAGGCCCGGAAGUACAUCUUCAACUGCCUGGACGAUAUGGCGCAGGUUCAGAGCACUGUGAAUAUGACGGCAGAUCUGGAGGGUAGUGACAUGCUCGCGGAGAAGGCAGACAGGAGAGAGUUCAUCGACUUGUUGACCAAGAUGCUGACAAUCGACGCGGACAAAAGGAUCACCCCCAUCGAGACCCUCAAUCAUCCCUUCAUAACCAUGACCCACCUCCUCCCCCACAGCACACAUGUCAAGUCCUGCUUCCAGAACAUGGAUAUCUGUAAGCGUCGUGUGGGCAUGUACGACACGGUCAACCAGAGCAAGACCCCUUUCAUCACCCACGUGGCCCCCAACACCUCUACCAACCUCACCAUGACCUUCAACAACCAGCUCAACACUGUGCACAGCCAGGCCACCAACCUGGCUCCCUCCACCACCAGUGCCACCCUUUCCCUUGCCAACCCCGAAGUCUCCAUACUAAACUACCCAUCUGCACUCUACCAGCCGUCCGCAGCCUCCAUGGCUGCCGUGGCCCAAAGGAGCAUGCCCCUGCAGCCCGGGGCCCCUCAACUCUGUCCUGCCCGGCCUGACCCCUUCCAGCAGGCCCUCAUCGUCUGUCCACCAGGCUUCCAAGGGCUGCAGGCUUCCCCGUCCAAGCACACAGGCUACUCUGUGCGGAUGGAGAAUGCCGUUCCUAUAGUGACGCAGGCCCCCGGCGCUCAGCCGCUGCAGAUCCAGACAGGCCUGUUGACACAGCAGGCCUGGCCCAGUGGUACCCAGCAGAUACUCCUACCCCCGGCCUGGCAGCAGCUUACCCACACCUCGGUCCAGCACGCCACCGUCAUCCCAGACUCCAUGAUGGCCUCACAGCCCCUGGCUAACUGGAGGAAUUCUCACCAGCACAGCGGCCAUUACAAUUCCAUCAUGCAACAGCCGGCGCUGCUGACUGGCCACGUCACCCUACCAUCCAACCAGAACCAGCCUCUCAAUGUGGGCGUGGCCCAUGUGAUGAGGCAACCGUUGACCAAUAACAACAACUCUUCUUCCAAAAAGACCAAGCAGCAUCAGAUGACUGCCAGGAACGUGUCUGCAUACGAGGUGUCCUCCUCCCAGGCGGUACUGUCCCCACAGCGCUCCAAGCGGGUGAAGGAGAACACCCCUCCACGCUGUGCUGUGCUCCAGAACCACGCCCCCUCCUCCAGCUCUGGCUGUGGACCCCCACAGGGUUGCGGAGGGUGGGGAGUGGGUGAAGCAGAGCAGGCUUCCAGCACCACCCAGGACCACCACCAGCACCACAACAGGCCGCGUCAGACCAUCAUCAUCCCUGAUACACCCAGCCCCGCUGUCAGUAUAAUCACCAUCAGCAGUGACACAGACGAGGAGGAUGAUCACAAGCAGAGCAACACCAACCAUACCAGCUUGUCCAAGCAUAGGAAGAACGUCAUCAGCUGUGUGACGGUACACGACUCCCCCGACUCGGACCUGUCCAGUAACAACAGUCCCUAUGCCGUAGAGUCCAGGCUGGCCAACAACAACGGCUACCAUGACUCCAAGACCACCUUGCUGGACAACUACAGCAACGGCAACAACCCCCGCACCAUCAUCAUCCCCCCUCUGAAGAGCCAGUCCAGCGAGGUGCUGAACGAGUGUGAGCGCCUGAUGCCAGGUAUCUACACAGAUAUCUACACAGAUGCAAUGAAUCAUCAGAAUUCGGCGUAUAAGUUCAAAACCUCCAACGGCGUGGGCAUGAUGUCUGGCAACAACCACCUUUCAGGGGGUAUGGCUUACCGACAGCAGCGCUCGGGGCCACACCCCUUCCAGCAGCAGCAGCCUCUCAAUCUCAGCCAGGUAUGGAGAGAGAGCCAAGCCCAACAGCACAUGGUAGCUGAGAGGAACGGAGGCCACCGGCGCCAGCAGGCUUACAUCACCCCAACCAUCGCAGCCCAGGCCCCCUACUCCUUCCAGCACCACAACAGCCCCUCUCACACUGCCAACGUGCACACCCACCUGGCUGCCACCCACCUGUCUGCCACCCACCUGGCUGCCACCCACCUGCCCGGCCAGCCUCACCUCUACACCUACACCGCCGCGCCCGUCGCCCUGGGCUCCACAGGCACCGUGGCCCACCUGGUGGCAACUCAGGGCUCGGCCCGCCACACGGUCCAACACGCCACAUACCACACACCGGGCAUCGUCCACCAGGUGCCUGUCAGCAUGGGGCACGGUGUGCUGCCCUCGCCCACCCUCCACCACAGCCAGUACCAGGCCCAGUUUACCCACCAGACGUACAUCAGCGCCUCGCCUGCCUCCACUGUCUACACUGGAUACCCACUGAGCCCCACCAAGGUGAACCAGUACCCUUACCUCUAGAGCCAAGCCAACACACUGGAGACCCAGAACCCCCCCCCCAACCCCAACCCCAGCACUACUGAUGCUGCUCACCCCAUGUCCUCCCUCCCUAUCCCUACUCCAUGGACAGAGAGAUAGAGAGACAUGCAUUCUUUAUGAAACUGUCACGUUUAACUUGAAGAUAUAACGACAGAGAGGAAAAGGGAAAUACACAGCCCCUCUAAGGGUAAGGAGGUGUGCAUUUUUUUCUCCAAAAGGGCCAGUUUUGCUUUGUUUUCUCUCUUGGUUUUAUUUUAUUUUUCUCAUUCUUUUACAGCAAGGUCUUCGUGACAGGCGUUUGAGAGAGAUGGAGGGUUUCUGUUCUUCUAACACGGCUUUUUGUUUUGUCUUCUCCUCUUGAAUUGGGGGUCCCUCUCUGGAUGUUGGAAUUCCCACUGUGAGAAUUCCCAUGAGGAUUUGGGAAUGAAGGUGAAAUACGGAAACCUGCUGCUCUUCAAAGAAUUAAAAAAAAUAACGAUGGCCUUGAACUGUCUUAAACAUUUCCAAAUCAUUCAAGGUGUGGGAGAGAGAACGAAGCACCCUCCUUCUCCAACAGACAACCGGAGUCAGGAAUCUUCUGGAAAUAUAACCAACGAAAGACAAAAAAAACAUUAAAUGUAUUUAUAGCUAUUUUCCCUUCGAUUUUUCGUUCUCACCUUUUUGAGGAGACUUAUGUUAUAGGUAUAGGAGUCUUAGCCGGGCCCUGUUUUUAGAAUGUAGCAGUCUGCACCCAGAUUCUUUUAUCAAGAGCUUUUUCUGAUACCAAUAGAAUUGAUUUGUUUCUCUUUUUUCCAAUGUGAUUGCACAAAGUGGUUAUAAUAACAUAGGCAUGUACAACGUGAUUAUCUGUGUGUGCGUGUGCUACUGUCAGCCAUGUGUGUGUAGUCCACCUCCUCUUGCACCUUUGUGCUAUAAUUCUCUGAAUCCUCCGCAGUCUUAGGUUUGACCAUUGUUCCCUUGUAGUGCCUUACAGAUAUAACGACACAGUUUAUGUCGCUGGAACCUUGAGAACCAACAGACUAGCUGGAACUGGUUCCUUGGUUUGACAUGUUAUUGUCGGGGCAGUUUUUGAUUUCUCUUCCAGGUGUAGGCUUAGCCCCUAGCUCUGUUUCCUAUCCUUAUGACAGUAUACUACAGAGGUCAGAGUUCAUAUUUGCCUGACCUUUGGCUUUUUUGUUAAGUGUGCAUGAGUUUAACUUGCUUAGGGUACUGAACCAAAGUUGUUAGAUCAAUCCUCGUCACGUUGUGUGCUGGGUAUUAAUGUUAAUAUGUGUACAGUACUAGCCUUUCUCACCGUGAUAUCCAUACAUACGAUGGCUUAGGUUUGAGAUGUCUUACUUUGUUUUUACAUCACACGAGGAAUUGGUUCAGAGGAAUGAUAGAACAGAGAAGUAUUAGAACAAGGAUCCAUUUUGGGGCAAUGGAAAAUGCAGAAAUACAAGAAUGUGACUGUCAAAAACAUGUAUGUGAUGAGUUCAACAUAGGGCGAGGGUGACAGAGUCCAGAGUUCGACAACAAAAUAGCAAAGGCCCGAUGGGAAGUUGUGGUUGCUAUGGCUGAGAUCCCGAGAAGGCCAGUGAGAGAGAGUCUGGUUGGUUGCAUUGGGGAAGCAGAGUAUUGAGGGCUGGUGAGAGGGGUUGCUGGGUAGGAGUCAGGCCUGGACUCAAAUAAUAUUUCAAAUCUUACAAAUACUUUGAACAUUUGUUUUAGCCUGCCUGGAUUGCCAGAUGGGCUAUGUUUGCAGUUUAGCAAGUAUUACUUCCAUUGCGCCAGGCAAACUCAGGCAAGCCCAGCUAAAGUGUUUGAAAUGAUUUCUAAUAGUAUUUAAACCCAGAUCUGAGUAAGUGAGGGGCUACUAGAAAGAUUUGGGUUGGGAUGGGUAGGAACUGAGGAUGGCAGAGUGGUAGUGUUGCAUUCCUCAUGUUAAUUGGACUAAAAGAAUUAGCAUGUUGGCACUGAGCAGGUUGGUAGGAACAGUGGGUAGGAGUUACAUUGGCUACAUGGAUGCACACCUAACUCUGAUACAAGUUGUUGUGUUGUUGUUGUCUUGCAAAGAUAAAUGGAAGUGAUUUAGUCUUUUCUGCUCUGAGGGUUGUGUUGCACCUCUCAGCAGAGAGCGAGAGACUGGAACGGAACAGAAAUGCUACAGUGUACACCUGGAAGGUCUUCCUAUGAAAUGGGCUUCAUUUGUUAACACUAUCUCUGUUUUGUCUUUGGAAUGUGUUCACAGACACCUCACCACCAGAAAGGGAUACCAGAUAUGUAGUAAGAGAACUGAUUGGCCUAUUGCUUCUAUGUGUUUGCUACUCAAUUUAACAUCCGUUUCAUUUGUCUUAGCCAAUGAUAUAUGAAUAAUCUCUCUGUUAUAUGUUAUACUGUCCUCAUUAAGUGGGCACAUCAGAACUGCUUGUGGUUUUAGGAAGAGCCUUCCCCUUAUCCCUUCAUAUCAUGCCAUAGUACUUGCAUUUGAAGUGAUUGUUUUAUUUUUACGUUACUAUUGAACUUUUCAAAUGGCUGUAGGUACAGUAUAUAUUGUGUUAUUUUACAGAUAGUUGCAAUCAAGUGUUUUGAUGAUUUGUUAUUAGGCUCAUUUCUAUUUUGAUUUGUAACUGGGAGUUGCUGUACGUUGAUGUUAAGUAUUCCUAGGAGGGUGUGUAUACCUGUGUAACGUGUUCAGGCACCGUUGACAAUAAUAAGGUUGUGAAGUUGAUGAUGAUCCAUUGGGGCCCUUAUAGGUACUGUAGGUCAUUUAGGCUUGAGUGGGUCAGACCCAGGUUUGCUCCUCAAACCAAACCUAAAACAACAGCAUCUUGGUACUUCACCAAUAUGCCACCGCGCUCCCUCCAACCGGCUCCACCAUGCAAGCCUUGGGUUCCUGGCAGUCAAAGAUGUGGUGUAGAGAUACCGUGCCGUAGGUAUACAUUGCUGGUUGCAUCAUUUUCUUUCUGUUCUGUGUUGUACCUUCGUUUGUACGUUUUUGUUCCUUUCCAUAAGGCCUGUGGGCCUAAGCACACACAUAAGAGAGAUGCUUUUCCACGCGAGAGUUUGGCGCCUCCAUAAAGGGGUAGACUACUGAAACAUUCCACUGCAGAGAGAAGCCGGCAUCCAUACUGCACACCCAACAGCCCCUAUAGCUCUCUGCUCACUUGUCAUUUGGGGACGUUUCUUUUUUUCCCACCAAAGAAAUUCGACACGUUGAUGAUGUACAGUACAAACACAAACAAUCCCCAAUGUGGUCUGGCAAUAGUGUCUGCAUUAAAGGUACAUGUUUAGACCAGAAGUUAUUGCCAGACCACAGGGGAUUGUUUGUGUUUGUACUGUACAAUCAACAUGUUGAAUUUCUUUGGUGGGAAAAACAAAAGUCCACAAAUGACAAGUGAGAUGUGCUCACAUAUAGUACUGUAGAAAUACAUACAGUAUGUGCACAACACACACAUAUGAGUGAUUAGAGUUGCCACAAUAUCUGCUUAUGGUUGAGCUAUUUUGAAGGAGUUUACUGUCAAUUGCAGUCCACCAUUCUCAAACAUCUAUGAUUUGAACCAUGUAUUAUUUGAUAUCUGUCACUUGUUUCCCCCUAAAUGUAAAAAUGGAAUUCUUCGAAUUGUUUUAUAUAAGUGUUUUUUUUACGUUGUUAAAGUUGUAUUUUAGCUUUAUUAAUGUUGUAAGCAAAUGAUUUUUUUGUAAACAAAAACAUGUUAUAAGUUAGUGUGCCAUGGAAUGACCUAUAGAGUGAAAUAAAUAAAAACAUAUAUAUCAAUAAUACCUUUAAAAUAAUGGUCACGAGCACAACAUGAAUGUAAUAUGUGACCUGCUUCAUCGGAAAUGCUUUAAAUAUUUCUGCUUGAGUGACCAUUAGUUAAAGUAAAGAUUUGAUUUCUACAUUAUUUGUUGCCAUGCAAGAUGCAAUAAGUCUGUGAUUCCAGCAAAAACAACUUGAAUCAGCAUAAAUUAAUUUGAAAAAGUCAACAUUGUUAUUCCGAUAUGGGGUUUUCAAAUAUGAUAUAUUCGAUUUCAUUCUAUUUUCUUUCUCCAUGUAUAAUCUAAAUUUAGCAAAUUACGAGAAGCCCUUUGAAUCUUACGCUCAAUUUUCUUUCAACGUACUUGCUAUAUUUUGAAUGAGAACAUGUAUUUGAAUGUGUAAAAUAUGUUAGUAUCGUACUACUUUGUUUAACAUGCGUUAUAUGUUUUUAUUAAGGAAAAUAUUAAUCAGAAAUGUGAGCAUCAACAUAGAUCCAGUGACCUUACAAUUACCAAAAUGUGCUUCUUUAGAGUGUCAAGAAAUUCUUGUGGUAAUGAAGUUGCUUUACUUUGAAACAUUGUCUCUCCCCUGCUACUGUAGCCAUUUCAAUGUUAGAAUACUGCCUUCCAAAUAACUGAACGAUAUCAUCAGAGCUUUAAGAUGUGGUUUCAAUGAAAGAGAGCUGUGUAAAGCGGCCUCUUUGUGAAGCCUGGUAUUUUUACAGCUUUGUUCUUGAAAUACUCUCGCUACACAAGAAGCGCUCAGCUUCCAACUUUUCCCACAGUGUGUUUGCGAGUACUCUUCCUGGAGUUUUGUUUGAAGUUAUUGAGAAACAUUCCUGAAGGCAUGGCACACAUUUCCAGUUAGUCCUCUCAGGCCAAACCCAUCUGAAGUGACUGGAAUCAUUUUAACACCUUACUAGACAAGAAUAAUAAUCUUACACCCACUACACUCCUUUGAAACGUUUUGCAAUCACUUCAUUGGAGCUUUGCAUAGCACAUUCUCCCAAAGAAGCAGGGAGGUGGGAGAAGUACUUAUUUUAGGAUGAUUUAGGUUAUAUACAUGAUAGAAACUCCAUAAACCAGUAAAAACACAUUCUUAAAGCCCUUCUGUAUGAGACUUUGUCUGUGUGUGUUUGUGUGUUUGUCAAGGGAAUCACCUCCUUCUUUGUUCUUUUCUUUGGUGAUUCAGGCUGAAUUGGUUAAGGGUUUGAUGCUGUCUGUAAUGGAAUAGAUCAAGUGUUAUCAUUUGGCCAGUUUUUGUACACAUGUACUUGAGAACCAAAAUGUAUUUUAUGAUUUUUUUUCUUUCUCAACUCUUGCUAAAGACAUGUUAGAGGUCUCUUUUUUGAUUAUGGACUAACAGUUUGAAACAAUUUGGUUUAGAACGUUUAUUCUUUAGCUAGUUCUUUCCAGCUCAAAUUGUAAAUAAGCAUUGUAGUAAAGUCCUUCAGAGGAUGGGUUCUUGCCUAAUGAAUUCCCAUAGAUAAAGCCCAACACAAACCUUAUUUCUCCACAGUUGACAGCGGUACAAGAGAUGAGACGUAGCAGUAAAGCGCUGUAACUGUCAUACUGUAGCCAUUUUUCAGUCAUCUUGAUCAGGAUUUCGAUUUUGUACUUGCACAACAGCAUUCACAAUGAAAUGGGUAAAAAUCGACAUUUUUCUACAAAGUCUCAAGACCUAAAAAGCAUCAAACCCUGACCCCGUUGUGUGUCCAUUGCUAUAUGGUUUGUUAAUGAUGUUCAAAUCUCAUAAGUUGUCGUUCAGGCUAUUGUGUGCUGCAGUAUUUCCUAGUAUACUUCUUUGUUAAUUGUCUCUCAUUUACGUUUAUCAGGGAUUUUUUGAGAAGUUGUUGACUCCUUGUUUCAAUCUGUUCAUGUAUCGUUCUAUCUACCCUGUUCUUUAGACUAAUAUUACUGAGUAUGUUAUGAGAAUGGAUAUUUUACUGGCUUUAUAGAAUGUUUAAAUAUAAUAAUGAGAAUAAGAAGAAUGAUUCAUUAAACUCCUAACAAGUUGAGUAAUUGGCUAUUAAGCGCUUGUGUUACCAUUUAAGAUGUUGUGUGCUUCUCUUAAUCAUUUUCGUUGUAGAAAAAUUGAGUGAAUUUAUAAUAGGCUUCGAAAAACUAAUGAUAGCAUUGUACAUUUACAGGAGGAUUUUAACCGACAACUUUGUCAUAGAAAAAAAAAGUGAUUUAAAUUGUCCUCUUUACUAACUGUAGGGUGAAAAGGGGCUGGCGUUGUGGUGAACUAUGUUCUAGCUUGUUAUUCACUGUCACUUUUGAUCAUUUCUUCGGUCUCCGAGGUGAAUCGAGUUAUUCAUGAGAAUUUGUAUGCUCACAUAUGCAUAUUGUAUAUGUGUAGAAAUGUAAUCACACUUUGUCUUGGAUUUACAUUAAACUGUUAAGUCACGGCACCAGU
Messenger RNA from Oncorhynchus nerka (sockeye salmon), 10323 nucleotides. RefSeq names its product homeodomain-interacting protein kinase 2-like. The record is from RefSeq and is a predicted model, not a curated record. Gene Ontology annotation, cellular component: cytoplasm; PML body; nucleus. Gene Ontology annotation, molecular function: transcription corepressor activity; protein tyrosine kinase activity; ATP binding. Gene Ontology annotation, biological process: peptidyl-threonine phosphorylation; peptidyl-serine phosphorylation; intrinsic apoptotic signaling pathway in response to DNA damage by p53 class mediator. Bases 336 to 4148 code for a protein of 1270 amino acids. Lineage: Eukaryota; Metazoa; Chordata; Actinopteri; Salmoniformes; Salmonidae. The transcript has 15 exons.